GCUACAGCCUGCCAGCGCCUUCACCGAGCUAAUCGCGGCCGUACCGGAGAUCUGCGAUCGAGCCUUGUGAACCUCAACCAACCAACCAUCCAACCGACUUGGUGUCUUACAUAUGUACCGAGCCGGAGACUUUUUUUGGCGCGCCGAUAUGUGGCGCCGUAGAGUGUGUAAGCCUAAAUUACGGGCGUCGUUCGGACACGGGCAUUCGGCGACCGGGGCAAGGGUGUGGACAUGUCCGACUCGGCGCACUUACAUAUUGGAAUCUUUGCACGCUGGUGCUCCGAAUUCAAACUCCGAUCAGUGCUGGUGGACGAGGGUCCGCGUUAUCUGGUCGGUUAUAUCAGUCCACGGGCAUCAGUCUUGCAUGGAAGACCUCCAUGAUAUUGAGUGAAAAACGUGUCUUUGCCCUCCGAUGUCCGAGGCCGUGGAGUCUCUUCGACCCUGGGGGUG
Messenger RNA from Mycena citricolor, 450 nucleotides. Lineage: Eukaryota; Fungi; Basidiomycota; Agaricomycetes; Agaricales; Mycenaceae. The record is from the annotation of a GenBank genome assembly.